Molecule: messenger RNA, 1228 nt
Organism: Neofelis nebulosa (Clouded leopard)
Lineage: Eukaryota; Metazoa; Chordata; Mammalia; Carnivora; Felidae
Product: tudor domain-containing protein 3-like
Source: RefSeq, a predicted model, not a curated record
UCUACUGAGCAAAAUGGAGUCAAAGAUAGUAAUCAACCACGGUAUCUGCCUCGAAAUGAUACCAGACAGCCAAGAAAUGAAAAGCCUCCUCGUUUUCAAAGAGACCCCCAAAAUUCAAAGUCAGUUUUAGAAGGCAGUGGAUUACCUAGAAACAGAGGUUCUGAAAGACCAAGUACUUCUUCAGGAUCCGAAGCAUGGGCUGAAGAGAGAAUCAAGUGUGAUAGACCCUAUUCUAGAUAUGACAGAACUAAAGAUGCUUCCUACCUUUUAAGCUCUCAGCACAAUGAUGGUGCUUUUAAAAAAAGGGAUAACUCUAUGCAAAGCAGAUCAGGAAAAGGUCCGUCCUAUGCAGAGGUAAAAGAAAACCCACUUCCUCAAGAAUCCAUUGACUAUAAUAAUCAAAAACGUGGGAAAAGAGAAAACCAAACAACAAAUCCUGAUCAUUUUUAUGACAGGAAACCACGAACAAUAAAUAACGAAAGUUUCAGUGGUGUAAAAAUUGAAAAACAUUUUAAUGUAAAUACUGAUUUCCAGAAUCCCGUCCGAACUAAUAGUUUCGUUGGUGUUCCAAAUGGAGAGACAGAAAUGCCACUGAAGGGCAGGCGAGUAGGACCUAUUAAGCCAGCAGGACCCAUCACAGCUACACCCUAUGAUGAUAAAGUAUUUUACAAUAGUGGGCCCAAAAGAAGAUCUGGGCCAAUUAAACCAGAAAAAGUACUAGAAUCAUCUAUUCCUAUGGAGUAUGCAAAAUUGUGGAAACCUGGAGAUGAAUGUUUUGCACUUUAUUGGGAAGACAACAAGUUCUACCGAGCAGAAGUUGAAGCUCUCCAUUCUUCUGGCAUGACAGCGGUUGUUAAAUUCAUUGAUUAUGGAAACUAUGAAGAGGUGCUACUAAGCAACAUGAGGCCCAUUCAGACAGAGGCAUGGAGGAAGAAGGCACCUAUGACCAAACGCUUGAGUUCCGCAGAGGAGGUGAUGGUCAGCCAAGAAGAUCCACUAGGCCCACACAGCAGUUUUACCAACCUCUCCGGGCGCGGAACUAAUAUGAGAAGAGUCUUUGUGAAGAAAGGAGCCACUGACUGAAACAUCCUGGUCAAAACCUGUUGAUAGACCGCCUACUUUCCCGUCAGAAUAAAUAAGGUGCAGCCAUGAUGGAUAUUAUUAUUGGAGAAUGGAACAACAGAUUUUAGAGGGAAAAAACCCCAGCCCACAUGGAGAAUGGGAAAAA